Messenger RNA from Rasamsonia emersonii CBS 393.64, 288 nucleotides. RefSeq lists its product as uncharacterized. NCBI's taxonomy places the organism in Eukaryota, Fungi, Ascomycota, Eurotiomycetes, Eurotiales, Trichocomaceae. The record is from RefSeq and is a predicted model, not a curated record. The annotation marks the transcript as partial. The transcript has a single exon.
UCAACCCAUGGCAUGCAGGCGCCGAUUCCGCGCCGACGCUCCUGGUUGGCCACCGUUGCGGGCCAAGAAGAAAGGGGGUUUCAGAUCACAGUGUUUCAGAAUUUUGACAGCUGGUGGAGAAAGCUGCCGUUAGUCGAACUGUUGGGUAGUUGCGGCUACACUGUCCCGCGGUACCGAGCACGGCUGCGGGUUCUGCUCAGGGGCGUGUCCCUGCUUUCCACGGUUCAGCUGGGGUUGGAACCGCAUCCUUAUCCUGGAGAAAGGAGAGAAGCAACCUGGAAUUGCUGA